UUAAAGAAAUUCGACGAGUGAAGAAUAGGCAUAUAAAAUAUAAGUUGUCACAACUCACAAAACUUAAUAGAAGAAACCAUAUAAAGUUAAAAAUGUUUAAUGUAAUUAAAAUCUGUGCAUGCAAUGAUAUGCCACCGCGAGCAAGCCAUAACGGCAUUGGUGCCUUGCUUGCCAUUCUUGACGGAUCCAACAGUACCCUCACCCUCUGUUACUUGCUGCUUAUCUGUGGCUAACGUGAACGCUGCAGCUAGCACAACUCAAUCACACAGGGAACUCUAUGAAUAUUUUGAAAGUAUGGCCCAGAUUACGGUGUCAAGCCUGAGAAAGCUAAACAGCUUCCUGGUUUAUGUGCAAUUCAUGUACCCGUGCUCAUUGAUCCCCUUGUCAACUGCAAGACGCAAUGCAAAUGAACCAAGGAGAGGAGUUUGUGACGCUGCCACCAAGAACAAAACUUGAGGAGCAGUAAUAACUUCAAAAAAGGAAUUCUUAUGUAGUGAUGGAAUUUAAUUAUCUUGUUGUCUAUCAUAUGAUAUGUAUGACAAGAAAAUUAUAAAUAGAAGUGCUUGAUCCUUCUGUGAAAAUUUUCUGAUAACUCUCAACUGUAAAAAUCAUAAGAGACUCAAGUAGGCAGCAGUUUAUACUAGCUAACGUCUACUUAUAAAGAGAUUCAAAAAGUAUCAUUUUCUCAAGUAUUGUAGUGCAAAUACAUACACAGCCCUUCAA
Messenger RNA from Durio zibethinus, 723 nucleotides. RefSeq lists its product as uncharacterized. NCBI's taxonomy places the organism in Eukaryota, Viridiplantae, Streptophyta, Magnoliopsida, Malvales, Malvaceae. The record is from RefSeq and is a predicted model, not a curated record.